Molecule: messenger RNA, 1036 nt
Organism: Branchiostoma belcheri (Belcher's lancelet)
Lineage: Eukaryota; Metazoa; Chordata; Leptocardii; Amphioxiformes; Branchiostomatidae
Product: neurotrypsin-like
Exons: 7
Coding region: 284-1036 (250 amino acids)
Biological process (GO): proteolysis
Molecular function (GO): serine-type endopeptidase activity
Source: RefSeq, a predicted model, not a curated record
UCUUCAUUAUGAGUUUGAAUGCACAGUUCCCGGCAUCCUCGGCGGCUGUGUUCCCAGGUCGUUUCUGUGUGACGGAGAGGCGGACUGCGGAGACGGAAGUGACGAAAGAUUCUGCGGGUUCUCACCAACUACACCGAAGCCCACUCCAGCAGAACCUCGUUCCCAGGACCUUCCGUGCGGCAUCACGGCCCACCUCCCGGGCCUAGACCAGGGGCUGCGCGUCAAACGAUCACGUGACUGGGAGUUUGUUGAGCCAACCGGCGGCCAGGAAACAGGCGGGCCCAUGCUGGCCUCCAUCGUGGGGGGUUGGCCCGCAAGGAAAGGGGAGUUCCCGUGGCAGGUGGCAAUACGGGAAGACGGAAAGUACCACUCAUGUGGGGGUGUCCUGAUCGACAAGUGCUGGGUUCUGACGGCCGCGCAUUGUUUUGAACAAUACCCCAACAAGACAUACAGCAUUGUGGUUGGAGAGAUGAACAGUAAGGUGGAAGAGGGAACAGAACAGGAGUUUGACAUUCUUGAGGUCCAUGUUCACGAGAAUUACACAGAGGAUGUGGCAGACUCCAAUGAUUAUGACAUCGCUCUGUUACGGCUCCGUACAAAGAACUGGCGCUGCGCCCGGCUGACCGACCAUGUGCGCACGGCCUGUCUGCCAACCUCUCCUAACCAGUUCCCAGACGGGUACAUGUGUGCCAUCAGCGGAUGGGGGAACACCAACUCAGAUGAGUUCAGCCCCAGCACGUUGAUGAAAGCCCGUGUGCCGCUGCUCCCCCAUGCGGAUUGCAGCCGUCGGUACAGGAAGAAGAUGACGCCCAGGAUGCUGUGCGCCGGCUACCUGCAGACGGGCGGUGUUGACACCUGUAACGGAGACUCCGGCGGGCCUCUGGUCUGUGAGCGGGACGGCAGGUGGACGGUGUGGGGCAUCACCUCCUUCGGCUUCGGCUGCGCCUCCCCGGGUUUCCCAGGCAUCUACACCCGCGUGACCGAGUUCCUACCCUGGAUCAACAAUAUCAUCGGGGAAAUCGUACAGCUACCUUAG